This is a messenger RNA of Naegleria gruberi, 1689 nucleotides long. RefSeq lists its product as uncharacterized. The transcript has a single exon. The coding region runs from base 1 to 1689 and encodes 562 amino acids. Lineage: Eukaryota; Heterolobosea; Eutetramitea; Acrasida; Naegleriidae. The record is from RefSeq and is a predicted model, not a curated record.
AUGCAAGAAUCAACUUCAGUGUCAGCUGACAGUUCCAUGCAAAAAGCAAUCGAAGAAUUGAAUGGAAUAGACGUUCAUAAUUGUGAUUAUUACUUGACUCCAACAAAUUUUACAGCAGGUGAUGCUUCUUCAUCCUUUUCUAGCUCGAGUCAUUCUAUGGAUCAUCUUGUCAAGGAAAAAUGUCAAACGCCAACAACUCCAACCAGUCCAAAACCAAAAGCAAAUUUUGCAACAGAGCCAGCAGCUUCUACCAUCAUUAAAGAGUCUAAAAAGAAGAGUUCUGUUGCUUCCCAUAAGAAAUCUGGAACUGGAUCUAGGACAAGUCACUCGUCAAAUUCUUUAUUUGCCAUCAGAAUGUGUUGUGGAACUACCCUCAAGCUGUCAUCCUUCAAGCUUGUCAAUUUGACUAGUUUAACUGCUAAUCUACUUGGUUUCAUCGCAUUACUCACUGUCAUUAUUGUUGGCUACGUUGGCAGCAAUAAUUUAUUGACAUCAAUUUCAAAUAUGGAUCUUGACACUUCCUAUUAUAGAGACAUGAUGGUUUACACAUGUCGUUCAGCAGUCUAUGCCAAUAACAACAAGACAGUUGCUCUUGGCUAUGCCAAUCUCUAUGGAAAUUACUCAACCAAGUUCAAUACUGAAAUUAAUAACAUGUUGGCAUACAUGCCAAAUGAAUUGAGAUAUUCUGUCAAACAUAAUAUAACAAUUUAUGAUAUGAAGACAGUGAAGGCUAUGAGUGUUGAGAGACAAGCUAUUAGUAUGGUCAAAGCUGGAAACUUUACAGCUGCCAUGAAUUUAAUUGGCUCUGACACCUAUCAAGAUUAUUUACCUUGGUAUGAAGUGGAAUUCAAGCCUUCUGUUGAUUAUUUUAAGGCUUUGGAGGUUAGCUAUAGAGAUUUCUCAACUACCAUGACCACUUUGCAAUUAAUUAUUGUCUGUGUGUCAAUUGUCAUUGUUAUUCCAGUAGUCAUCAUGUCACUUGCCUUUUCCAUGAAUUCUGACAAUGCCAACAAUAAGAGAUUGAAGAAAGCAAACGCCUACAUGCUUAUGGACACCAUGAGAGAUAACAAACUUAGAAAAUUAUUCAAAGAAUAUUGUAAACAAGAAAUGAGCUUGGAAAAUUACUUGUUACUUGACAAGAUUACAGAUUACAAGAUUUUAUGUGAGAAAUCAUUUGAAAUUCAAGUAUUCUUGUAUGAUGAUCAAGAGCUAACUGUCGCCUUUUCAGAUGCCAUUUCUGACACUGGUUCAACAUCAACUUCAAUGAGUAGUGACAGCCAAGGUAAAAAGAAGAAGAAAAAGGGUUAUACUGAAAGAGAUUUAAUUGAAAUUGAAAAGAAAAAGUACGAAGUUGCUUUUGAAAUCUUUACUGAUUUCCUAGAUGUCAAUGGUGACAAAUCUGUCAACAUCAACAAACAUGCAGCUGACAAGGUCAAAACUCAAUUAGAUUUGUUUGCAUCAGGAGAGAAUGAACAUCUUAGUGAUAUGAUUUUCGAUCCAGUGGAAGGAGAAGUUUGUAUUUUGAUGCUUGACACCCAUCACCGAUUCAAGCAAACAGUUGAAUUCCAGAAAAAGACAAAGAAGGAAUCACUCAAGAUUAAACUUCCAACUGUGAGAAAGAGUAAGAAGGCUCAAGACAGUAAAUCAGGUCUUAAUCUUGAUUCUCUCAAAGUUCCUUCCAAUAAAUAA